AAAACUAUUGAAAGAAAAGAAGGGAGCAAAAUGUGGUUCAUUAGUCUGGAUUGUUAGCUCUCCUACCCCAACCGCAAGCCAUUAAUUUUCCACUUACUAUCUUCCGAACCAAUUCCUACUCUGACAAAUAUCGCAUCUUUCAGUGUCAACCGAAGCCAACCCAUUUCGGAUCUCGCGCCCUUUCCCAUUUCUGCUUCUUUUAUACUUCGUUUGGUUUAUGGAUCUUGCAUAAAUUCGCUCGGCAAUAUAGGAGGUUUCAUCUUUUUGUGAAACUUGGUAAUUGGGUUUUUUCUGUUUCUCUCGCUUGCUUAGUUUUCGAAGAUGAAGGUGAACGUAGUCUCGCGAAGUGGUAAAGAAAUCGUCAAGGGUGGCAUUCAUCUCAGUGAUUCUGCUACAGUGGCUGAUCUGCAGGAGGCCAUCAAUCAGCGAACCAAAAAUUUUUAUCCUGAAAGACAAAGGCUCACGCUUCCGGUCCAACCAGGAUCGAAAGAGAGGCCUGUUGUCCUCAGCUCCAAGAAGAGUCUUAAAGAUUAUUGCGGUGGAAGCUCAGACAACUUGACUCUAGUAUUCAAGGACCUUGGACCGCAAGUUUCCUACCGUACACUCUUCUUCUGGGAAUACUUGGGUCCUCUGAUUAUCUAUCCUCUCUUUUACUACCUUCCGGUGUAUAAAUACUUCGGUUACAAAGGAGACCGUGUCAUCCACCCCGUCCAGACCUAUGCAAUGUACUACUGGUGUUUCCACUACUUCAAACGCAUUAUGGAAACAUUUUUCGUUCAUCGGUUCAGCCACGCAACCUCGCCACUCUCCAAUGUGUUCCGCAACUGUGCUUACUAUUGGACCUUUGGCGCUUUCAUAGCUUACUAUGUGAACCAUCCACUUUACACCCCUGUUAGUAGUGACCUGCAAAUGAAGAUUGGGUUUGGGUUUGGGAUAAUUUGUCAAAGCGCCAACUUCUACUGCCACAUCUUGCUCAGCAAUUUGCGCAGUCCUGGCGGAAGUGGAGGGUAUCAAAUUCCACGUGGGUUUUUGUUCAAUAUUGUGACUUGUGCAAAUUACACGACGGAGAUAUAUCAGUGGCUGGGAUUCAAUAUUGCUACGCAGACUGUUGCUGGUUAUGUCUUCCUUGUAGUUGCUGCUCUUAUAAUGUCCAACUGGGCUCUUGCAAAGCACCGUCGUCUGAGAAAGCUAUUCGACGGCAAAGAUGGAAGGCCCAAGUAUCCACGCAGAUGGCUUACAUGGUUUCAUCAAAAUGCUUUCUGUGGGCGCCUUAUACAGCUUAACAAAAGGCAAGUGUUUUUGUUGAUGUUAAGCUUUUAGUCUGUCCAAACCCUCACAAUGGUCAUCAAAGAAAUAGCAACGGUUCUUUUAUACUACUAUAGCCCGCAACGGUUCUUUUAUACUA
This is a messenger RNA of Morus notabilis, 1405 nucleotides long. Its product is annotated as very-long-chain enoyl-CoA reductase. The transcript has 5 exons. The coding region runs from base 322 to 1320 and encodes 332 amino acids. Gene Ontology annotation, biological process: very long-chain fatty acid biosynthetic process. The record is from RefSeq and is a predicted model, not a curated record. NCBI's taxonomy places the organism in Eukaryota, Viridiplantae, Streptophyta, Magnoliopsida, Rosales, Moraceae. Gene Ontology annotation, molecular function: oxidoreductase activity, acting on the CH-CH group of donors.